CUCGACUCGACUUUGACUUUCGAACAUCACAAACCAACCUCAACUCUCUUCCAUCACUCUCUCUGCCUCGCACGGCAAACAACCGCCAUCAUGGUCUACGUGCGGCAAGAAAAGCUGCCCAACCUCAAGCAGUACAAAUACUCCGGCGUCGACCACUCCCUGUUGUCGCGUUACGUGCUGAAGCCCUUCUACACCCACGUCGUGAUAAAAUGCUUUCCCAUGUGGAUGGCCCCGAAUCUGAUUACCCUCAGUGGUUUCGGGUUCAUCAUUAUCAACAUUUUGACCCUGUUGUGGUAUAAUCCGACGCUGGAUCAGGAUUGUCCGCCGUGGGUGUACGCCAGUUGGGCUGCGGGCUUGUUCCUGUAUCAGACUUUCGAUGCUGUUGAUGGAUCGCAGGCACGACGAACACAUCAGAGCGGACCCCUCGGAGAGCUUUUCGACCAUGGCGUGGAUGCCGUCAAUACCUCCCUUGAAGUCCUCCUCUUUGCAGCUUCGCAGAACCUGGGGAUGGGAUGGAAGACUGUCUUGACUCUGUUUGGAGCACUUCUUACCUUCUACGUACAGACAUGGGACGAAUACCACACGAAGACCCUCACACUCGGGCUGGUCUCCGGACCAGUUGAAGGAAUCGUCAUCAUGGUCAUGGUAUAUGCGUUCACAGCUCUGAAGGGAGGAGCAAGCUUCUGGCAACAGUCGAUGUUGGCAACUCUUGGUGUACCCCACUAUGCUUUCAUCCCGGAAUACAUCUAUCAACUGCCCUUCAAUGAGUGGUACAUGUUCCAAGGUGGCACCAUCCUUGUUUUCAACACCAUUCAAUCAUCCUUGAAUGUCAUCAAAGUCCGCCGAGAGCGCGGCGACAAAUCCCGUGGUGCUCUCCUCGGCCUCGUCCCCUUCUUCGUAACAUGGACGCUUAUCCCAGCCUACCUCUACCUCAACCCGGAGAUUCUGCACAACCAUCUCGUCCCAUUCGUCUUCUUCGCCGGACUCGUGAACGCCUACUCCGUCGGACAGAUGAUCACUGCCCAUCUCGUGAAGCUCGACUUCCCAUACUACAACGUCCUUGUUCUACCAAUCGCGUAUGGAGUUUUUGACUCUUUGGGACCUUUCCUUCGGGAGACCAUUGGUAUUGGAUGGCCAAGUGCUCUUGGUAAUGGUGGAUACCAGGUUGCGUAUGUGUUCUGCAUGUUGGGAAUGGCUAUCGGUAUCUACGGCAGCUUUGUGGUGGAUGUCAUUGUCACCAUCUGUGAUUAUCUCGACAUCUGGUGCCUUACCAUCAAGCACCCAUGGAACGAGGAGGCCGAGGCAAAGAAGGCCAAGUAGACUUACGGAGUGUGUACGAAAGAGAGUGUGUAUGAAGAAGAGAGGGUGGUAGGGUGAGUGUGGAGAUGAUAUGAUACCCCAAGUAAUGAGGAACGAGGGCAGGGUUAUGGAUAAAUGAUACGUGGUAAGAGAAGGCAGAACGUUUUGGGUUUGAGAGUUUUUGGUGUACACUAAAUUGCGUUGUUUGACUAUGAUACGAUUCAUGAAAUCCUCGGUUCUUUCUAGAAGUCAGUAAUGGUUCAGGGCGCGGCGUCUCUUCAUCAAAGCAGACCUUACUAUAUCCUCAUACGUAGUCUUGCAUCAUACGAAGGGUUUGAAAUAAAGAAUCUGGUCUAUAGUACUAGUACGG
Cadophora gregata is the source of this 1669-nucleotide messenger RNA. RefSeq lists its product as uncharacterized. Gene Ontology annotation, biological process: phospholipid biosynthetic process. Gene Ontology annotation, cellular component: membrane. Gene Ontology annotation, molecular function: phosphotransferase activity, for other substituted phosphate groups. Bases 91 to 1320 code for a protein of 409 amino acids. The record is from RefSeq and is a predicted model, not a curated record. The transcript has 5 exons. NCBI's taxonomy places the organism in Eukaryota, Fungi, Ascomycota, Leotiomycetes, Helotiales, Ploettnerulaceae.